Anopheles maculipalpis is the source of this 1221-nucleotide messenger RNA. RefSeq names its product MYG1 exonuclease. The coding region runs from base 1 to 1221 and encodes 406 amino acids. The transcript has a single exon. Lineage: Eukaryota; Metazoa; Arthropoda; Insecta; Diptera; Culicidae. The record is from RefSeq and is a predicted model, not a curated record. Gene Ontology annotation, cellular component: nucleus; cytoplasm.
AUGUUGACUGCAUGGAGCAGGCUUUUUCCGUGUACGAUAUAUUCUGCACCAACCAUCUAUCGCAGCCAGCCUUACCGUGCUAUCCAUCGCUCUUCGAAAGCUAUCCUACUACAGCGAACUACGCUUAAACAUUUUAAAACAAUGACCACAAACGUACCAGCAUCAACAAAGCGUUUCAAGGACGACCAUCCAAGUACGGGUUCUAGUGAGGGUGUGAAAAUCGGUACCCACGAUGGCAUUUUCCACUGUGACGAAGUAUUGGCUUGCUUCAUGUUGCAGCAACUACCGCGGUACGCUUCGGCCCAAAUCAUUCGAACCCGCGAUAUGGCCAAACUAGACGAGUGUGAUAUCGUGGUGGAUGUUGGAGCCAAGUUUGACCGGGAACAUCACCGGUACGAUCAUCACCAGGGAGAAUUCAAUGAAACGCUUAAGUCUCUUCGCCCGGAAAUGAGUGUGAAAUGGGACAUACGGCUCAGCUCGGCCGGUCUUGUGUACACGUACUUUGGCGAAGAAGUGAUCAAGCAGAUAUUAAAAGACAAGCUGGACAUGGAACCGACCGUCGAAUGUUUACGGGCGAUUUACGCAAAGGUGUACGAUGGGCUGAUCAGCGAAAUCGACGCGAUCGACAAUGGUGUGCCAAUGUUCGAGGGUGGAGAACCACGGUACAACAUUUCAACGCAUCUUAGUGCACGUGUUGGUGCGUUCAAUUCACGAUGGGACGAACCAACGCCUGCGCCCGGCUGUUUGGAGCGUUUCGAAAAGGCCAAAGCAUACGUUGGGCUUGAAUUUGUCGACAAAGUUACGUACUAUGCGUGCAGUUGGUGGCCUGCCCGCGAUAUCGUGUCGAAAGCGUUGGCCAAUCGGUUGGCCUUACACGAGUCGGGUGAAAUUCUUGAGCUGGAGAAACCCUGUCCCUGGAAGGAACAUCUUUACCAGCUGGAACAGGAGCAAAAACUUGUCGGAACGCCGAAGUACGUUAUAUACUGCAACAAGGAACACGAUUGGCGUGUUAUAUGCGUUCCAGUGCAACCGUCCAGUUUUGUGUGUCGCAAGUUCCUAGCCAAAGCGUGGUGCGGUGUUCGAGACGAGAAUCUAGUGCGCGUGUCAGGCAUUGCGGGUUCGAACUUUUGCCAUCAGACCGGAUUUAUUGGUGGGAACAAGACGCGCGAAGGAGCGCUGAAAAUGGCAAUUGCCAGCCUAACGGCACCGAAUGAAGCUUAA